Penicillium paradoxum is the source of this 993-nucleotide messenger RNA. RefSeq lists its product as uncharacterized. The transcript has 3 exons. NCBI's taxonomy places the organism in Eukaryota, Fungi, Ascomycota, Eurotiomycetes, Eurotiales, Aspergillaceae. The record is from RefSeq and is a predicted model, not a curated record. The coding region runs from base 1 to 993 and encodes 330 amino acids.
AUGACAAGGAUGCUACAAAUCAUUCAAAGAUCUCCAAUGCAUACUUACGGAUCCUCUGGUAACACCACAACCAAUGUUCCUGGCCAAUCCACCUCGACUGGAGUAGGCUCCAAUACCUAUGGCGCUGGCUCAGGCCCUGGGCAUACAACUGGCGCUCCCUAUGGCAAUUCCAUGGCAGCAGGCGAUAGUUAUGGUGUCGGCGGCAGCACUGGUGGGAGUGGCUUAAACUCCGGAGCCGGAUAUGAGACUGGUACUCACCAUGGCUCAUCUACCACCGGAACUGGAGGUUACCGCGACAAUACUACUACCAGUGCCCUCGGCGCUGGCACUGGGGGUCUCGGUUCGGGCUCCGGCUAUGACACCAACAGGCAGCAUGGCUCCUCCACUGCAGGUGGAGGCUACGGUACUGGCGUUGGUCACAGUGGUCACAGUGCUGGUACAAUUCAUGACUCCCGCAAGGGCCCAAUUGAUGUUGGUCCAGGGACGACUGGGAACUAUGGUGGAUCAAAUACUGCAGGUGCCUAUGGUUCAAGUGGUACUGGUGCUGGUAACAUUAAUGCAGGGCCACAUGGCUCUAAACUUGCCAACAAGCUCGAUCCCCGUGUUGAUAGUGAUCUAGACAACCGUGGAAACCACACUGGAACUGCCAGCUCUCAGUUCACUGGCCAGUCGGGCUAUGGCUCUGGCAACACCAUGUCUGCCGGUCACAACUACGGCAGUACUACCGGUCACUCUACUGGGCACUCGGGCUAUGGCUCCAAUAACCCUAUGUCUAGCAGCGACACCUACGGCAGCAAUACACACAGCCACGGCCCCACUGCUGGAUACGGUGGCCAAGGCAACUUUGGCGGACACGAGACUGGUGCCAGCAGCUACAACACUCAAACCUCCAAGACUGGAAAGACCACUGGUCCUCACAACUCCGACAUCAUGAACAAACUCGACCCUAGAGUCCAAGAAAAGGAACCAGCUUACACUCAGCGCAAUUACUAG